AUGACUGAUCAGAAGGUCCUCAAUGUCAUCGAGCGCCCGCUUCCCAACGGCGUCAUCUACGACAUGUCAACCGUCGGACAAAUACGCAUCAAACUCCCCGAAUCUUCGACCUGGUCAAGUGGUCUUCAUUGGCAUGAAACUCACGAUGAGUACUUGAGAGUGGUGAAAGGAACAAUUCGAGUUCGGCUAGGAGAUUUGCGACAAGUCAUCAGCGCUGUCGAUGGGAACCAGCCCGAGAUCAAAGUCCCGCGCUAUGCGUGGCAUGAAUGGCAGCGAGCCGCACCAGAUGGCGAAGAGGUCAUCGUGAUUGAGAGGACAGAGCCAGAUGAUAACGACAAAGCCAUUUUCUUUUGGAACCUCAAUGGUGUUAUCCUCAAUAGCCCCAAAAUGUUGAGUGAUAAGACAUCGGUGGUAUCCAGGUUGCCAUCAAGGCUGCAAGGACUAUUUCUCGAUAUUUGGAUUCCUCUCAACCUGUUCAUUAUCUUCCAGUCCCUGGACAAUAUUCCUGUAUUCUUGAACGCACCUAAUCUGUCUGGAGUGAAAGAUCAGAGAUUGAGGAGCUUAUUACGGAACAUCGAUAUCUUGGUCUCACACCUCAUUCUACUUGUUGCUUCGUGGGCUGGAUGGGCUUUGGGACUCCAGCCAGUUCAACGGAAAUACACGCCCGACGACGCGUAUGAGACAUGGAAAUCGCGACAAAAGAAUUUCAAGAAGACCGCAUGA
This is a messenger RNA of Fusarium tjaetaba, 723 nucleotides long. RefSeq lists its product as uncharacterized. NCBI's taxonomy places the organism in Eukaryota, Fungi, Ascomycota, Sordariomycetes, Hypocreales, Nectriaceae. The transcript has a single exon. The record is from RefSeq and is a predicted model, not a curated record. The coding region runs from base 1 to 723 and encodes 240 amino acids.